GUGAUUCGUCUAGGCAUUAUUAAUCACGUGACGUUAGUGAUCAAGAUGGCGGUUGCUGUGUCAAAUCUUAAUCUUGACUCUCCCAGUAAAUCAUUUAGCAACGAAGAAAGUGGAACUAUUUAUGAUGAGUUAAAGAACAUACGAAGUAUGAUAAGAUUGACUCGAAGAAAUCUUGAAGCUUUGAAUGCAAAGUUCGCACAGUAUCAACAUCCGCCUUCAAUGUACAUAACUGAGUUUGAAGAUCUAAAUUCCAAACUGAAUGAGUUUCAGCUCCAAGAACAGAAACUUUUAGAUCAGCUUAGUAAUGGAAGCAAUGGAAGAGAUUCUCCCGAGCAGUCAGAUCCCGAUUAUGAUGACAGCCGGACCUGUUCUGAAGUAACAACUCCAAGGACGACUCUUACUCCAAACAACAGCCAAUUAAGUUUAAAUAGUACUGUUUCAGAUAUAGCCAGGUUAACACCAAAAUCUCCGUUGAGGGUUGUCAGAGCCUUUCUCCCUAAUAAACAAAGGUCAACUGUCCAGGUCCGGCCAGGUCAGACUGUUCAGGAGGCUUUGUCAAAAGCCAUGACAAGAAGACAUCUUACUCCACACAUGUGUGUAGUGUAUAAAGGUAAUCCAAGAGUUCGAGUAGACUGGGAUACAGAUAUAGCAACUUUAGAAGGAGAAGAAAUUACUGUAGAAAUUAGAGAGCGGUUUCCUAUCACAACUAGUAUUUCUCAUAAUUUUGUUAGGAAAACAUUCUUCACAUUAGCCUUUUGUGAAUGUUGUCGUGGCAUUCUGUUUCAUGGGUUCCGCUGUCAGACCUGUGGGUACAGGUUCCACCAAAGGUGUGCAGCAGAUGUUCCUACUCUUUGUCAACCUCUCCGAGUGGACAACAACAUUUAUAAACAGCUUCUAGCAAUGAAUGACUCUUGUAGUAACAUGGUGCAGACAACAAAUUUUACUUCUGGUUCAUUCAAUCCUUAUGCCUCGAAUUAUGAGUAUAUACGACACCCAACGACAACUUCCCCACCUAGAAAUGUGCCGCGGGUUCACCCACCCCCCUUAUGUCAGAGAGAACGCUCUACUUCUGCUCCCAAUGUUUGCUACAACACUGUCAAUCAUGAUAUGACCCUGGAGGAGUUUGCUCUUAGGCUUCGAUCACAGAAUUCGUCGGUUGUAGAUCCAGGAUCUCUGGUUGCACCGUACCAACAGGGUUCUCCUUCUACUAAUCAUAGUCCUAGCUCCAGUCCAACUAGAACACAAAGUGCGCAGGGGUCCCCUACCAACAUACAUAAACCAUGGAGACCUCGAGCAAGAUCUGCCGAUGAAAGUUCAAAAAAAGUACAGCGAACAACUAGGGAGUCGAUAGAAGACUGGGAAAUCCCAGCUAAUGAAAUUCUUACUGGUCCAAGGAUAGGUUCUGGGUCUUUCGGAACUGUAUAUAGGGGUCAUUGGCAUGGCCCAGUAGCUUUAAAAAAGUUGAAUGUUACCAAUCCUACUCCAGCGCAACUUCAAGCCUUUAAAAACGAAGUUGCUGUCCUGAGGAAAACUCGUCAUGUGAAUAUUCUCUUAUUUAUGGGUUGUGUCUCAAAACCUCAUUUGACAAUAGUUACCCAAUGGUGUGAAGGUUCUAGUCUGUAUAAACACCUUUACGUCCAGGAAUCCAAGUUUGAAAUGUUUGAACUUAUCAACAUUGCCAGGCAAACUGCUCAAGGAAUGGACUAUCUUCACGCCAAAAACAUCAUUCAUCGAGACCUCAAGUCAAAUAAUAUCUUUUUGCACGAAGACUGGACAGUGAAGAUAGGAGAUUUUGGUCUGGCUACUGUGAAAACUAGGUGGAGUGGGUCAGAACAAUUCAAUCAACCAACUGGAUCAAUACUGUGGAUGGCUCCAGAAGUUAUCAGAAUGAAAGAUCCUCAUCCUUAUUCCUUUCAAUCAGAUGUCUAUGCUUUUGGUGUUGUUUUGUACGAGUUGACCACAGGACAGUUACCAUAUGCACGUAUUAACAAUAAGGACCAGAUCCUGUUCAUGGUGGGGAAUGGUUAUCUGAGGCCUGAUUUGAGUAAUACUCGCUCUGACACACCUAAAGCCCUAAUAAGACUAAUUGAAGAUAGUAUAAAAUUUGCAAGGGAAGAAAGACUUCUGUUUAGACAGAUUCUUGCUUCCUUGGAGUCCUUAGCUCGUUCACUUCCAAAGAUUCAUCGCAGUACGUCUGAACCAACUCUCAAUCGCACCCACCUUCAGUCAGAAGAUUUUACAUACAACUGUGCCUCUCCAAAAACUCCAAGUCAAUUUGGAGCUUUUCCUUUCUUCUGAUUUAUGAGUUCCAUUUUGUGACUGAACUGUACAUAAAAAUUGGCACUAUGUCAGAGGUGUCAUUAGGAACUGACGCUUAAGUGACAAAUAAUUUAAGUUCUACUUACCACCCUAGUGGUCUUGGACAUUGUAAUGGCAGCUUAUCGUGGUGUAUUUAAUUAAUUUAAGGAUGC
Molecule: messenger RNA, 2471 nt
Organism: Limulus polyphemus (Atlantic horseshoe crab)
Lineage: Eukaryota; Metazoa; Arthropoda; Merostomata; Xiphosura; Limulidae
Product: serine/threonine-protein kinase B-raf-like
Exons: 18
Coding region: 46-2298 (750 amino acids)
Biological process (GO): signal transduction; protein phosphorylation
Molecular function (GO): protein kinase activity; ATP binding
Source: RefSeq, a predicted model, not a curated record